Lodderomyces pseudojiufengensis is the source of this 972-nucleotide messenger RNA. RefSeq names its product membrane insertase. Gene Ontology annotation, molecular function: membrane insertase activity. Bases 1 to 972 code for a protein of 323 amino acids. The record is from RefSeq and is a predicted model, not a curated record. Gene Ontology annotation, biological process: protein insertion into mitochondrial inner membrane from matrix; mitochondrial respiratory chain complex IV assembly. Lineage: Eukaryota; Fungi; Ascomycota; Pichiomycetes; Serinales; Debaryomycetaceae. Gene Ontology annotation, cellular component: mitochondrial inner membrane. The transcript has a single exon.
AUGAUAACAAGAAAGUGCUCCAAUCGUUUUAUAAAGCCCUUAGGGAGAUCUUUGGUGCCACAGACUAAUUCACAAAUACGGCAGUUUUCAAUAGAUCAUAAUGUCCUUAUAACUACAUUUACAAAUGCGUUCCAAAACCUACACGAAUUUACUGGGUUACCUUGGUGGGCUUUAAUACCAAUUACUACUUUCACAUUACGAUCGAUAUGGACUUUGCCGCUAGCGAUCAUUCAAAGAAAACGUAUCCAAAAACAAAGUUCACUAAAACCUAUAAUAAGUGCCAUGGGACCAAUUUUAAGAAUGAAUUUAGCUAAAAAAGUAUCCAAUGCAAACAAAGUUAUUCAAAACCCACAAACUGACGAAACGACAAGAGCUACCUUAGCUCCAAUGACUAAUAUGACUUAUGAGCAAAUAUUAUUAUUAAGUACAAAGGAAACUAGAAAACGUCAAAAGCAAUUAUUCAAAAAAUAUAACGUACAAUUAUGGAAAAAUUUCAUACUACCAGUGUUUCAAAUUCCAUUGUGGGUCAUAAUGUCAAUAACAAUGAGAGAUUUGAGUGGUUGGUCUUCAUGGGAUAAUUUACACAAUAAAGCAUUGGAUCCUACACUCUACUCUGAAGGUUGUUUGUGGUUUCAAGAUUUAGCAGUAGCUGAUCCUACUCAUGUGUUUCCACUAAUAUUAGGAGUGAUUUCAUUAUGUAAUAUUGAAUGGACUUUUAAAACAUUGGAUUUAGCAAGACUAACUCAAAAAUUGAAAUAUAGACCCACUAUAACUGAUGCAAUUGCAAAUUUUUCCAGAUUAUCAAUUGUAUUUAUGAUGGCUAUAUCAAUUCAUGCACCUGCAGCAUUAGUUUUGUAUUGGAUAAGUUCACAAUUUUAUUCCUUAAUACAAAAUAUUGUAAUGGAUUUGAAAUAUCCAAUUUCAUAUUCACCAAGAAAGAGAUUUGGUUGGGAGAAAUCAAGUUAUGACUGA